AUAAUUGCCCGAUAAUUCUGCGGUCACACUGUCUAUAAUUUUUUUCGCCGUCGGUUCUGUUUCGUUCGGUUUGUUUUCUUUUCCUCCGUUUCCGAGAAAACCCCCAAGAAAUGCGAAAGGAUUUAAGUUAAAAACGAACUCGCGCAUUUUUGUUUAUUGUUUAGCGUUCGGUGCGAAUUAAAUUGUGUUUUCCACCCGAAGAUUUGUUGACUUUUCCACGAAGCCGCUGCUGCAGUGUGAGUGUGUGCGUGAAUGUCGGUGUCUGUGCACCAAGUGCAUGUGUGUGCUGCAAACAUAUUUAGCAUUUAUUUAAUAAAAAACAAGGAAAAGGAGAAAUAAUCUAAGCAAGUACAGCAGCGAAAAGAAAGUCAAUCAGAGAUCCAUCCACAUGAAAAGGAGCCGAGGAGGGCAGCCAAGAAGUUAACUGGAAACAAAACAAGCAGCCAGCAUUAAAAGCAAACAGAAAUCAACAAAUACUCUUGCCAAUUUAUCGAAUAAACAAGAAGCCGAGCCAGGAGGAGCUCCUACUUCUCCGCCGCAAUCAGCGCCCUCCACACGUGAUAUACGUCGACUUUCUCGCCCCUCGAUCCCUCGGUACCCGAAUCAUGGAGUUCAUGGAGCUCGGUCAUGUUUGAGCGCUUCCGACUGAGCAACCUGACCAGAACCUUUCGCCUGAGAGGAGGCGGCCCAGAACUGGCGCGCGACAAGAAGAACCCGCAACGGCAGCAAUGCGUCACCGUCCUGUUCCUAGAUGACAUCACGCACACCUUUCGGAUCGAGAAACGUGCGAAAGGCUCUGAACUCUUGGAUCAGGUCUUUCAAUAUCUCGAGCUAUCCGAAAGGGACUACUUUGGCCUACUAUUUCCACAGAAGCCGGGUGACGUUGUGAGAUGGGUGGAUGCCCAGAAGCAGUUCAAGAAGCAAUGCAGCAGCGUUUCCCUCGACAACGAUGCCGUUCCAUUAUUAGAAUUUAGGGUUAAGUUCUUUGUAAGCGAUCCCAGCCGCCUGCAGGAGGAGUUCACUCGCUACCAGUUCUAUCUGCAGAUCAAGCGCCACAUUUUGCUGGGCAAGCUGCCAUGCUCCAGCAACACCCAGUGCCUGCUUGCCAGCUACACGGUGCAGUCCGAGUUGGGCGACUUCAAUGCGCCGGAACACCAGCCGGGCUAUUUGAGCGGCAUGCAGCUGCUCUGCGAUCAAUCUACAGAGGCGGAGCGAAAGGUGGGAGAGCUGCACAAGCUGCACCGCGGCCAACUGCCUGCGGAUGCGGAGUACAACUACCUGGAGCACGCCAAGCGGCUGGAGCUGUACGGCAUUGACCUGCACAAGGCCACCGACUCAAAUGGCAAGGAGCUGCAGCUGGGCGUUUCGGCGGUGGGACUGCUCGUCUUCCAGCACUCGCUGCGCGUGAACACCUUCUCGUGGAGCAAGAUGGUCAAGGUGUCGUUCAAGCGCAAGGAUUUCUUCAUCCAGCUGCGUCGCGAGCCCAGCGAGAACUACGAUACUUUGCUGGGCUUCGGAAUGAGCAGCCACAAGCACGCCAAGGCGCUGUGGAAGUCGUGCGUGGAGCACCACAGCUUCUUCCGCCUGAAGAGGCCCCAUCGCCUCUCGCGCUUCUUAAACAUUAGUUUGGGAAGCAAGUUCUACUACUCGGGACGCACGGAGCUUCAGGCGGUUCAGGAGUCCAAGCAGCGCGGUCGCAUUCACAAGGUCUUUGUGCGUUCGCCUAGUAAGAGAUUCCUGGGAGGAGCAGCCGGUGGCGGAACUUCGGGCUCCUCGGGCGGAACUCCGAUGCUGCAGCACAGCGGCUCCGAGAGCGCCACCUCCCACAAUAAUGGGAAGUUAGCCGCCGGAGGAGGAGGCACCAUUCUGACCAUCACCAAGACGAGCCGAGACAACAAGGUGACUUCCAAGGAGGCGGAAUCCAUGCCCCGAAAGGCCUGGGAGCAGCAGAGCGACGAGUACGACAUCCAGCUCGACGUGGGCUUCAUCGAGCAGUGCACGCGGCGCUUCGAGUCCGCCUCACCUUCGCCCAUGCCGCCCGCCUACAGCUCCGGCCAGCACAGUCCCCUCCUGCUGCCCACGACCAUCGCGGAUGCAGUGGGUCAGCAGCAGCAGCCGGAGAGCGGCAGCGACCUCAUCACCAUCCGUCUGCAGGCCGACGAGCAGGGACGCUACGGGUUCAAUGUGAAGGGUGGCGUGGAUCUGAGCCUGCCCGUUCAGGUUUCCAAGGUGGUUCCGCAUACGCCCGCCGAUCGCUGCACUCCGCGUGUUUGCGAGGGCGACGAGGUGCUCAUGAUUAAUGGCAGGGAUGUUCACGGACUGCGUCACGAACAGGUGGUGGCCAUGAUUCGCGAUUGCCGUCACCAGGCCAGCGGUGAACUGCUGCUGACGGUGCGCCCCCAGCGCUGUGCUCCGCUGCUCCUAGAGGAGGAACCCCUGUACCAGUACGUUCCCGAGAGCGAUGAGAUCGGAUCGCACUCCAAUCUGCUCGACGGCGACGCUCUGUUCACCCAGAGCCUGCUGCUGCUCAGCGAUGGCCUCGCCUCGGGCGCCCUGCUCGCCCAGUACGAGCUGAUGUACAGGAAGAAUCCGGAUCUGGCCAUCACAGAGGCUCGCAAGCCGGGAAAUGCACCCAAGAACCGAUAUCGAGACAUAUCGCCAUAUGACUGCACUCGGGUCUCUCUGGUCAACUCGCUAACGGGCGACUACAUCAACGCCAACUAUGUGAAUAUGGAGAUUCCCGGCGGUGCGGUUAACCGGUAUAUUGCCACCCAGGGACCACUGGCCAGCACCACGACGGACUUUUGGCGCAUGGUGCAGCAGGAGAGCAGCCACCUGCUGGUGAUGCUCACGACGGUGAUGGAGUCGGGUCGCCAGAAGUGCCACCAGUACUGGCCAGUGACUGGCGAGGAGCUUCAGCUGGCGGAGGGCUUUUCGGUGCGCUGCCUGAGCGAGAAACCAGACGAAACGGGCAGCUUCGUCUUCCGCGAGUUUGUGCUGAAGGACAAGCACGAGCAGCGGCACAUCCACCACAUGCAGUACCUGGCCUGGCCGGACCACUGUGUGCCCUCCGAUCCGCAGCUCUUCCUGGAGUUUACGGAGCGAGUGCGCGCCGCCAGGAAUCGCACGCUGCUGCAGGAGAUUGAGGAGAGCCUGAAGCAGGUGCGACUGAUGGACGCCGAUGCGGAUGCGGACGAGAACGGUGGCCUGAUGAGGGAGCGCAAGUGCGCGGCCAGCAAUGGAGCCACUCCGGAGGACGAGACGCCCGUCUCGACGAGCGUGCAUCAAUGCAUCAGUGCCGCCAAUCCACCUGUGAUCGUCCACUGCUCGGCGGGAAUUGGACGCACUGGAGUGCUCAUACUGAUGGACACCGCUUUGGCUUUAAUGGAGGCCCGCGAGCCGGUUUAUCCCUUGGACAUUGUGCGCACGAUGCGCGAUCAGCGUGCCUGUAUGGUGCAGAAUGUGAGCCAGUACCGCUUUGUGUGCGAAUGCAUCUGCGCCGCCUACAUGAAGAUCUCGCGCAGCAGUGCCGCCAUCAACGACGACGAGGAUUAAUCCCGCUACGCAAUCUACAAUCUUCCGCUUUACACGAUUCGAUUUGUUUCGAGUUUUUUCUUAUUCUAUACGAGAACCUACGUCUAAAUCUAUCUAAUUGUUAGUACCCGUAGACAUGUACGUUUAAAACUGAUUGUAUAUCAUUACUAUUACAGACCCCCCAUAUAUAUUGUAUUAUCAACUCUCUGUUCGUAGGGUUUACCCCCAAAUACACUCUUAAUUAUAUACAUUAAUUAGCUCCCGUCAGUCGCCGAAAGUGCUAAGAGGAAACGAGGAUUCUAAAUUUACAAAGCCACCACGACGGAAUGGUAAACGAAGUGAACCAACUACCUAAUCGAACGUAUACAAAUACAAAGCGAAAGAGAAGCAAAUGGCAAUUUAUUUACACCCAUCCAAUGCUACACAACACGAGAACAAUACGAUAUGCAAUACAGCAACCGAGAAUAAAACGAUCCUUAUACAUUGAUACUGAUACUGAUACCGAUGGACAACACGAGAAGAUAAAACUGUUAGUAUUUUAGCACCAAAUCAAUUCAUUUACAUAAAUGUAUUUAUGCUGAACAAAAAUCCAAUAAAAUGUGUAAUUAAAAAAUAAA
Messenger RNA from Drosophila takahashii, 4151 nucleotides. RefSeq names its product protein tyrosine phosphatase Meg (gene Ptpmeg). Gene Ontology annotation, cellular component: cytoskeleton. NCBI's taxonomy places the organism in Eukaryota, Metazoa, Arthropoda, Insecta, Diptera, Drosophilidae. Gene Ontology annotation, biological process: protein dephosphorylation. The record is from RefSeq and is a predicted model, not a curated record. Gene Ontology annotation, molecular function: protein tyrosine phosphatase activity; cytoskeletal protein binding.